GCGACUGUUUGCGGUUUCGUGUGUGUAGGCUGAAACACAGUCACAUAUGACAGGGCACAGCGGAACUGCAGGGCUGCAGGCGAGAAGAACACAGCCGCUUUUGACAUGUUUUAGGAAAAAUGUUUCACCUGGUUCCUUUCAGCCGUGUUGUUCACGGCUACGGACAAUGUCUGGCUUCACGUCGCUAACUGUUGUUCCAACGUGACCGACGAGACGAGUGCUGGUAGACACCACAGCGUUUCUGCAGAUAGGCUACCACACGCAAACUGACAGCACUUCUCACCCGAAGGACGAGCUGUGAAAGCCAGAGAAGGAGAAACGAUGGCGGGGCAAAACGACUGCUGUGUCAAAGUCUGUCUAAGGAUCCGGCCUCAGAUGGCGAAGGAGAAAAUCGAGGGCUGCCACAUCUGCACCUCAGUGACCCCAGGAGAGCCCCAAGUGUUGCUGGGCAAAGACAAGGCCUUCACUUAUGACUUCGUGUUCGACAUAGAUGUCCAGCAGCAGCAGAUCUAUGGUGCCUGCGUCCACAAGCUCAUCGAGGGCUGUUUCGAAGGAUACAAUGCUACAGUCUUUGCCUAUGGCCAGACGGGUUCAGGGAAGACGUACACAAUGGGCACAGGCUUUGACGUGACUGUGGGCGAGGAAGAACAGGGUAUCAUCCCACGUGCUGUGCGCCAGCUUUUCCAGGGCAUUCAGCGACGGCAGCUGGAGGCUCAGGAACGUGGCACACACCCGCCGGAGUUCAAAGUCAGCGCCCAGUUCCUCGAGCUCUAUAAUGAGGAGAUCCUGGACCUGUUUGACAGCGCACGUGAUCCUGAGGCUCGAGGCAGGAAGUCCAACAUUAAGAUCCACGAAGAUGGAAGUGGCGGCAUCUACACCUCAGGAGUGACCUCACGCCUGGUUAGCUCAGAGGAAGAGCUCCUCCAGUGCCUGAAACUUGGCGCUCUGUCUCGGACCACCGCCAGCACACAGAUGAACGCGCAGAGUUCCCGCUCUCAUGCUAUCUUCACCAUCCACUUGUGCCAGAUGAGAAUGUGUCCCCAGCCCCAUCUGGUGAAUGGGUCCGUAAAUGCUGAGGAGAAUGGAGUGGCUGAUGGCUCCGUUUCCCAGUCUGAGUAUGAGACCUUAACCGCCAAGUUUCAUUUUGUGGACCUGGCCGGAUCGGAGCGGCUCAAACGCACAGGAGCCACGGGAGAACGGGCGCGAGAAGGCAUCUCCAUCAACUGUGGCCUGCUGGCACUGGGUAAUGUGAUCAGUGCACUGGGAGAUCAGAGUAAGAAGGCUGGUCAUGUGCCUUACAGAGACUCCAAACUCACUCGCCUGUUGCAGGACUCACUGGGGGGGAACAGUCGAACAGUGAUGAUCGCUUGCGUCAGCCCCUCAGACCGGGACUUCAUGGAAACAUUGAACACACUGAAGUACGCUAACCGGGCGCGCAACAUCAAGAAUAAGGUGGUGGUGAACCAGGACAAGACCAGUCAGCAGAUUAGCGCCUUGAGAGCUGAAAUCGCCCGCCUGCAGAUGGAGCUCAUGGAGUACAAAGCGGGAAAACGUGUGGCCUGUGAGGAUGGCUCAGAAGGUUUCAGCGACCUGUUCCAGGAGAACUCCAUGCUGCAGAAGGAGAACGAUACUUUGCGGAUGCGCGUGAAGGCCAUGCAGGAGACCAUCGACCACCUCAACACCAGAGUCACUCAGCUUCUCACCAAUGAGAUCAACCUGCUGCUCACCAAGACAGGUGAGACUAAUGAGGAGAUUGGUAAUCUGAUUCAAAACUACAUCAGAGAGAUUGAAGAACUCAGGUCUAAGCUGUUGGAGAGUGAGGCGAUGAAUGAAUCCUUGAGACGCAGUGUGUCUCGUCUCUCUGCUCGCUCUCCUUACCCUCCCUCCCAUGCCUCCGCCCCUGGGCUCCCGCUGGGUUCCUCCCCCUCCGUUUCCAUGGAGGCAGAGAUGACGGAUGUGAUUCGUCGAGCCAAGUUGGACAUCGAGAGACUGAAGAAGAAGGAGAGGAAUCAGAGGCGCAAGAGUCCAGAGAGGGAGAAGGGCGUGAAGAAGAGAGCGAAGCUUCAGGCUCAGGAGAACGAGCAGAAUGGAGAGAGCGUCCUGAGCAGAGAAAAUGGAGAUGGCGACUCUGAUAAUGAGCCUGAAGUAGAUGGCAUGUACCCUCUUCCUGAGGAGGAGAGUGGCUGUGAUGAAGAUGAGGAGGAUGAGGAAGAAGAGAUCAGAGAGGAAGAAGAGUUUGACAGUGAUGAGAGUCUGGUGGACUCUGACUCUGACUCCGAUGAAAAAGCUAACUUUCAAGCGGACUUGGCAGACUUGACGUGUGAAAUAGAGAUCAAACAGAGGCUGAUCGACGAGCUGGAGAACAGCCAGCGGCGGCUGCUGACUCUGAAGCUCCAGUACGAGGAGAAGCUCAUCCUACUUCAGAACAAGAUCCGGGACACACAGCUGGAGAGAGACCGUGUAUUGCAAAACCUCAUGUCCAUGGAAAACUACACAGAAGAGAAGGCCAACAGCAUCAAAGCAGAGUAUGAGAAGCGCUUGAAGGAGAUGAACAGGGAUCUGGUAAAGCUGCAGGCCGCACAGAAAGAGCACGCUCGCCUACUGAAGAACCAGGGCCGCUAUGAGAGAGAGCUCAAGAAACUGCAGGCUGAGGUGGCGGAGAUGAAGAAAGCCAAGGUGGCGCUGAUGAAGCAGAUGAAAGAGGAGCAGCAGAGGAGGAGGAUGAUUGAGGCCAAGAGGAACAGAGAGAUCGCUCAGCUCAAGAAGGAACAGCGACGGCAGGAGUAUCAGAUCCGUGCACUUGAGUCGCAGAAACGGCAGCAGGAGAUUGUUCUGCGGAGGAAGACUCAGGAGGUGACAGCCCUGCGGAGGCUCGCUAAGCCCAUGUCUGAGCGCGUGGCCGGCCGUGUGUCCCGCCGGCAGCCCAGCCUUGACUCUGGAGCCGAGCUGUCUGCCAGCACUACCACCACCUCAUCUGAGCCUGAAUCUAGCCGCUCUGUCUCUAGCAUCGUGCGCCAGUGGAACUCCAAACUUAAUGGCUACCUGGGAGAGAGCGAGGGCAGCAGGGGAGGGUCUCGGCUGGCCAGCAGCAGGAAAAAGUUCCAGAGAAAGGGUGUGAGCAGCAGCUUCUCAAAGACGGCACGGCAGAAAUGGCAAGCUCUGGAGAGGAGGGUCAUGGACAUAGUGAUGCAGAGGAUGACCAUUGCCAAUAUGGAGGCUGACAUGGACCGCCUUAUAAAGAAACGGGAGGAGCUGUCCAUGCAGCAGGAGGCGCUGUUGCGUAAGAGAGAGAAACUCUUAAGUGAGGGGCCCGGGGAGGAGGAAGAUGAGAGAGUUGUUCAAGAGAUGAAUGAAGAAAUUGAGGUGCUCAACGCCAACAUCGACUACAUCAACGACAGCCUGUCAGACUGCCAGGCCACCAUUGUACAGAUUGAGGAGACCAAGGAUGAGCUGGACUCAGUGGACACCUCUGUUGUCAUCAGCUCCUGCUCCCUGGCUGAAGCUCGCCACCUUCUGGACCACUUUCUGAAGGCCUCUAUAGACAAGAACUUGCAGGUGGCUCAGAAAGAGGCCCAGAUCAGACUGCUGGAGGGGCAGCUGCGUCAGACUGAUGUGAUUGGCUCUUCCCAGAAUCACAUGAUCCUGGAUGCCUUGAGAGAGAAGGCAGAGUGUAUCCCAGAGUUACAAGCUCUCAUUCACAAUGUCCAACAGGAGAACGGCUAUGCCAGCACAGAUGAGGAGGUGUCAGAGUUCAGCCAGGCCUCAGAGACCAGUUACUCCCAAAUGAAGUCUUCAGCUAGUCAAGAUGACUUCAAGCUCAAGGCUGAACCUCGCAUCUCUGGACAAAUGAAGGCAGUGUCAGCCGAAUACUUAGGCCCCAUUCUCGACUACACAACCAAGAACAUCACCAAGUCUCUGGCGUCUCUUUCUGAGAUCCAUGAAAAUGGUUUGGGCUUUACUCUCCGCGAGCCCUACAGAGAAAGUGUGUCCCGCACAAUCAGCCUGCCGGUUCGAGGACACACAUUUCCCAGGCAGUCCAGAGUCUCAGACACGUCAUCUCCACUGACCAGGAGGCAGUCUUACGACAGGAGCCAGUACAGGCCUUCUGAAGUGAUCUACACACCUCCUUCCUCCCCUCCUCUUCGUACCCGAAAUGACCGCAAUGUUUUCUCCCGCCUUACCAGCAACCAGAGCCAAGGGUCUGCACUGGACAAGUCUGAUGACAGCGACUCCUCUCUGUCGGAGGUGCUCAGGGGGGUGAUCAGUCCCAUAGCCGGACUGAAGGGGGGCAGGACAGCUCCUCUGCAGUGUGUGGCUAUGGCCGAGGGACACUCUAAGCCUGUGCUGUGCCUGGACGCCACUGAUGAGCUGCUUUUCACUGGAUCCAAAGAUCGCACCUGUAAGAUGUGGAACCUGGUGACAGGGCAGGAGAUAGUCACGCUGAGGGGACACCCCAACAACGUGGUGUCUGUCAAAUACUGCAGCAGCUCCGGCCUAGUCUUCACCGUCUCCACUUCUUACAUCAAAGUGUGGGACAUCCGUGACUCAGCCAAGUGUGUGCGCACCUUCACUUCCUCGGGUCAAGUGGUGUCAGGAGACGCCUGCGCGGGCACCACCACCCGCACUAUCACUACGGCCCAGGGUGAGUACCAGAUCAACCAGAUCGCCCUGAACCCCGCUGGCUCUGUGCUCUAUGCUGCAGCAGGCAACACAGUGAGGACCUGGGACUUGAACAGGAUGCUGGCCACUGGGAAGCUGACAGGCCACAUUGGCUCAGUCAUGUGUCUAACAGUAGGCUAUUCUGGUGGUGGCAAAGACCAGGUCAUCACCGGCUCUAAAGACCAUUAUGUGAAGGUGUUUGACGUGGCAGAGGGUGCUCAGGGGAACAUUGGCCCCGCCCACAACUUUGAGCCUCCUCACUAUGACGGCAUUGAGUGCCUGGCCGUCCACGGUGAUGUUCUCUUUAGUGGCUCCCGUGACAAUGGCAUUAAGAAGUGGGAUCUGGAGCAGCAGGAACUGAUUCAGCAAAUCCCAAAUGCGCAUAAGGACUGGGUGUGCGCGCUGGCAUACGUACCUGGGCGGCCCAUGCUGCUAAGCGCCUGCCGUGGGGGCAUGCUUAAGGUGUGGAAUGUGGACAACUUUACCCCUAUUGGAGAGAUCAAAGGUCACGACAGCCCCAUCAAUGCCAUCUGCACCAACUCCAAACAAAUCUUCACUGCCUCCAGUGACAGAAUGGUGAAGAUCUGGAAUCUGAGGAUGGCAAAGAAGAGGUGACAAUUGGUGGGCUGUAAAGAUGGUCCUCUACGUUCCCUUAUCUUGGGCUGCUGACGCAUUGGUCACUACCAGUCUGGAGCCUCCUUGGCCUCUGAGGUCAGAGGUCGCAUUCAGUUGCGGCAGACGCGAGCCCACAAGGAGGUGAUCCAAUGGAAGAACGUUCGUGAGAAGUUGAAGGCAAUAGUGAAUCUAAGGUGCCAGUUUUUUUCCGUCCAUGAUUUUUUUAAGGCGCCGUAUUGGUAUUUUCGACUUCACACCAAAUGAUGAGCGUAUGUUGAGUCGUUUCAUACCGCAUACAUUUACAGAAAGUGUCCUUCUGUGCUCUUCAUUUUUUGAAGGAAAAGACAAAAUCCUUGUCACAUCUUUAGAUGUAGCUGCUGAUACUCCUUUUGUUUGUUUUUUUGUUUAUUUAUUAUUUCAUGAAUGAAAAACAAUCCACGAUAAAGGCCUUGGGAAGCCACUUCUGAGCCAAGUGGUGGGGGGAAAACACUUUCAUUUUUACCCCCUGGAGAGCCAUAUGUUUUUGGUCUUUUGUUGACUGAAUUUCGAGACUGUCUCAUAGUUAAUAAGCAUCCAAAACACUUUCUCUAAGGAAGAGAAAUGUUGAUUCUUCUUUUUUACCAUCUGUUGGAGGAUCAUUGGAGUAUAACUACUGGGUAUGACUGGGUACAAAUGCGACUGUUCGGAACCCAAUUCUGAAACCUGUAUUGUGCAAUAGUAUUGGCACACUCACCCACCAUCAUCUUCUCUCCAGAAAGUGUAUUUUGGACAUUCUUUGAAAAUCUACUCUGGACUUCAUUACAGUUUGGUGUCUUCUUACCCUUAACAAAACUUUGUACAGCUUCACAACUGUGGAUCCACUUCCUCUCCUUUCACAGAACAUACUCUCUCUGUGGUUUCUCCUGUGCUGUGACGUUUUUAUGUUCUCUACCUCAGGUUUAAAUUAGUUUUUGGGGUGUAAAACCCUCGCCGUUUGCGUUUUGGGGCCCUAGCUCACAUCCGUUUCCCUGUCUCGUUAUUACUCAUCUGUGAAUAGAGCACUCCCUGAGCUCCGCGAGCCCCAUAUCCACACGCUGCUGAGCAGGCAGUUUGAGAGGACGACUCCAAUAAGCCCGGGCCAGCAGGGGCCCGCAGUGUGUAGUAAAACUGGCACUUUGCUCUAAUGAAGGCUGCGGUGCUUAAGCAGGCAGAAUGAGACUCACCAGUCAAAGGGGUUUAAAGGGGGGUUGGACCUAGUGCCCACUGAGAAUCAGUGUGCUUGAUAGCUUUCUUCUGAUACAGCUAAGACUGGGGGUGCUCCAUUUGGUGCAGCACUGGUGCAGUGAUGCUGGAAUUGGAUUCCACAAGAGACAGAUAAGCUCAUCUUGAUGUUUCUGCUUUGCUGGGUUGUUGAUUGAUUAACAAACAAAAACCACAACAUGGUGCACCAACUAAUGACUAUGCUUGAAUUAUCUCUAAAGAUAAAAGACUGCAACAAGAUGUUAGAUGUAAUCUAACAUUAACCUAAGGUGAUUUCCGAGGCUGACCAUUAUUAAUUAAUCUUAUAUUUGCGCACAGUAUUCAAAAUAUCACACGGCCUAUGCUAUGUACUGUAACAUGCUAACUAGGGAUGUAAAUUAUUAACUGUUAAUCCACAAACAAUGCUUUUAUUUUAAAAAAUGCAUUGUUUUAUUUCAUAUAAUUUCCAAAACACAACAGUUCUUAUGUGAAUAAGUGGGUUUAUCAUUUAAGCUGAGGAACAUUUUUAAUUAUGCGCAUGAGGGUGCAAUAGGCAGUUGUGCCCACUAGUUAGGUGUACUAAAAUUGAAGUGCAGCUAAAAAUAAUGGUGUUUGAGAACACUUUUCAAGAGGACGAUAGCACAACUCAAAUGAUGUACCAUAUCGAAGGCAAACAUCUGCAAGCUGUCCUCCAAGAGAAAGUGUGAUGGCUGGCAGUGUGAGCAAAUCACACAUGGGUCAGCAAAAUUAUAAAGAAGGACAUAGUGGACAGUGACAACUAAAUAGAGCUAGUGAGGUACAUUGUGAUAAAGCUGGCCCUGGUCAGGGCAUUCAUGUUCCUUUAACUUGAGGUAGUGAUGAGUGGUAAAUGUAACUUUUGAAUUUUAGAAUAUGGAUUUUUCAUUUUGCCUUUAGUUUUUAAUCAUGUAAUCAUGAGCGUUUAGUUGUCAGCCCUUCGGUUUAAACAAGAGCAAAAUCUUAUACAGAGUAUGUUUAAUACAGUUACUUCAGAUAAAUGCUGAUGCCUGGCCCCACUUAUAUAUAAUGCGUUUGACGCUCAGCCAAUCAGAUUUCAGACACGGAACUAUCCAUUUUCUAAUUGAUAUUUUGAUAGGUUGCACCAUUGAUUUUAGACUUGACUGUUAAUGGUCAGUCGCCGACUAAUGAUGGUCAGUUAUCAGUCAAAACAUGUUUGCUGCACAUGUACUGUUAAAAGAACAUUCUGUGUUCAGCUGAUUAAGCGACUGUUAGUUCUUGUGUUGCCAUAUAACAGGAUAGUGUGAAACCCCCAAAGGUAUUUGCAUCCGUUUUCUUUGUGUUAGGUAUUUUCCCAGCCAUGAACUGAUCAAUUCUCAAAACAAGAUAAAGAAGCACACACUGGGCUAAUGAAAACAUAGCCUGCCUCCUCGGGGAAUGCUACCAAAAUCUAAAGAAUCUAUUUUUAUGAAUAUUGAUUUUCCACUCUGCAAGGCGUUAUGAAGAUUUUUUUUUCCACAACAGAAACCAAGCAAUGGCAGAACAUCAAAUGCUUUGGGAUGCCUUUUGGGCAGUGCCCCAUCUACACAGCGAUUGAUAUUUGUGACUUCAUGUGGAAUUAUCUUGUAGGAUCCAUCCCAAUUACUGCACUGUUUCUUCUCCCCUGGUAAAACACCCAAUAAUAUGCAGAAACAGAGUGAUGAGAAGUAGGUCAGAUACAGGGAUGUUUUUUCUUUACCCUCCUGAAAAAACAGGAGUUUCACUCCUUAUUAAAUGAAACAGGAAGCCGCCUCCCCGGUGCUGGAGGAGCAGCAUGCCUGAUGGGGGUAUGUGGGCGAUGGCGGGGUUCAUCUUGGCACAACACUAAUACACGCGUGUAUUUUUAGACCAUCAAUCAUUCUCUUCCAGGGCUGUGCUCUCCUCUCAGCCCCCAGAUUUACUGUCUUUUUUAAUGAAACAUAUUUAUCACCCUAAUCUGCCCAUCUUUUUUUUCCUGGGCGGCCCCUGGCGGCUCUAUAUCUGUAGUAGCAGCUGUCUGUGGGUGCUCCCGCUGUCAGACCCGAGCUCUGAUUUCCAGUGCUGAGGGAUGGAUUUGCUCUGCUAAAAGCCCAGCAGCGUGGAUGACUGCACCUCAAGUGGUGUUUAAGGAUGGAAGCUGGUGUCCCACUAAAACUGCACAGAUUUUUGCUCCCCUCCCCCCACGUACUCAAUAUGAUAAUACACUGAAAAAGUGAUGCAUUAAAUUGAUUUACAUGAUUUCCACAUGAAUAAAAUAUAUUACACAAUUUUGCCUUUUACUUACUUUGGGCAAUAGUUGUGUUGAUGUAGCGUUUUUUUAUUCAUGUACAAAUGUGCCCAUUGAAAUCAUGUAAAUUUGAUGCAUUGCUUUUUUCAGUAGUUAAGCAUGACUCAGAGUUUGUCAUAAUGCUACAUUCUUAAGAAUAAAGAUGGUAGAAAUGCUUCUGGGGAGUGAUUCCACAGAAGAUCACUUUUUCUUCCCAGAAGAGCCUUUCAGUGGACGGUUCUUUAAAGAAACAUUUCUGUAAAUGAGAUGUGAGUGUGAGGAACCUUUGAAGAAUCUCCACAUGAUGUAAAAUGAAAGGUUUUUGCUAGAAAUGUACAUCCAAGACAAGAACCAUUAAGAAAUCUAUAAUUUUAGUUUUACAAGUUUUACAAUCUAUAAGUUUAUUUUAUAAUCUAAGUUUACCAUCACUAUCCUGUUUCCAUUCCACGAUUAUGUUGUUUUGUUCUUUUUCCACCAGAGAAGCUAUUAUGUGAAGCUGCUAUCAGUCUUUCCAAGCUACUCCAAAAUGGUUGAUAUGAAAACAUAAUAUAUAGUGUGAUAUGAGGCCUAAAAAGUCUCUGUGGUAAGUGCAUAGUGUUGAUGGUGUUCACUCUGAUCUAACUAACUGUUAACUAACUGCUGCAUCAUCUCAUACUCAGUAAUGACAAUGAGAUCCUUUUGAAACCUUGAGAAGUAAUUAAGAACAUAAGAGGUAUAAGAAUAGCCGUCUAUGUAUAGUCUUGUAUUGCUGUCUGGAGGCUAUUAUUCUAAGUAGGCACUAGGCAGUGUGAGUUCUUCCCCCUGCCAAAGCACACUCUUCAAAGCUAUAUAUAUCUAAAGUUUAAACUUUAUAUACAGUACUGUGCAAAAUCAGAGACCUUCGUUUAUUCAAUUUCAAGUCAAAACAGUUAUUAAGUACAAGUUAUUCUUGAAUUCAAGUAUUUUUGAGAUGAUUAGAUAUAAACUUGGAUAAGGAAAGGAGAUGUCAAAGCUUUCAGAACUAGAAUUAAAAAAAAAAUCACAAAUGUGCCAAACCUGAUAGACCACCAAAACUGUCACCUUCAGAUAAACAGUACUACAGUAAAGCUUUGAUCUUUGAAAGAGAGGAGAAAAUCUAGCUCCUUUCUUGCUUCAGAUCUUAAAAAUCCGCUGAUAUUUCUGUCCAUCAUUGCACUGUGAGAUGACAGCUCAACGUUGUGAGUCUUAAAAGGAUGUAGCUGUCAAGAAGCUUUUCAUAGGAAAAGGAAAUAAACAAAAGGAAGAAAUUUUGAAGACAAAGAAGAAAGAAAAGAAGCUGCUGGUGUUCUCAGAACGAUGGACUGACCGCUCCAGAGCCCAGACCCCAACUUCAUUGAACUGAAAUAUGUUUUGCAUUACUUGAAUUGUGAGAAGUAGAAAUUGCAACCAACUUCCAAGACUGAACUUUGGAGGUGUGGAAGAAGAAUGGAAGCUGUUAUAAAGGUGGCAAAAGGUGGACACACUAAAUAUAACAUAUAUG
Molecule: messenger RNA, 10250 nt
Organism: Colossoma macropomum (tambaqui)
Lineage: Eukaryota; Metazoa; Chordata; Actinopteri; Characiformes; Serrasalmidae
Gene: kif21b
Product: kinesin family member 21B
Exons: 34
Coding region: 322-5274 (1650 amino acids)
Biological process (GO): microtubule-based movement; mitotic spindle organization
Molecular function (GO): ATP binding; microtubule binding; microtubule motor activity
Source: RefSeq, a predicted model, not a curated record